Molecule: messenger RNA, 2509 nt
Organism: Notolabrus celidotus (New Zealand spotty)
Lineage: Eukaryota; Metazoa; Chordata; Actinopteri; Labriformes; Labridae
Gene: nfyal
Product: nuclear transcription factor Y, alpha, like
Exons: 9
Coding region: 614-1579 (321 amino acids)
Biological process (GO): regulation of transcription by RNA polymerase II
Cellular component (GO): CCAAT-binding factor complex
Molecular function (GO): RNA polymerase II cis-regulatory region sequence-specific DNA binding; DNA-binding transcription factor activity, RNA polymerase II-specific
Source: RefSeq, a predicted model, not a curated record
AUACGGUAAGGGAGACCCUAUUGAAGGCAUUGGUAGUUGUCAGCACGGAUUGGUUUGCUAUGGACCAACCAAAUUACUAACCCUGCUAAGUGCAAAAAAAUGGAAUGGUGGUUUGAUUAGGACUGCUUCGUUUCAGGCUGGUUAGGCUGCGAAUAUCUGUGUGCUCUUAAUGUCGGCUUCUGGGAAGAAACAUGAUCUCUGGAUGCAGACGACGAGCCUUAGCUAACGUUAGCUAGUUUGCUCAAAUGUUGGAUCCACUAACAAAGGAGUGGUUCAAAACGUUCACCCGUUUAGUACAUACCGCCUGGUUGAAUAUCACCAGAGGAUAAUAAACACAGACACACUAACAAAGUAAAAUUGGUCGACUACCUGAGAAACCAACCCACGCUGUAUUGUGCUUUUACCACGCUUUUUUUCCCAGCUAACUAACGCUAGCUGUGUUAGCUUUUACACAUGUAAGCUUUUCUACAAACACCAUGUACAAGCCAGGGAGCCAACAAACACCAUCCAGUGUUGGGCUUAUUUAUCUCAUGAUGAGAUAUCUCAUCAUGAGAUAUUACACAUUAUCUCCUCAGUAAGCUUUCUUUAUAGAGGAUUGUGACAAUAACAAGCCAUGGAGCAGUACACCACUGCCACCACUGCGACCGGGGAGCAGAUAGUUGUGCAGACUUCCAAUGGACAGAUCCAGCAGCAGGUCCAGGGACAGCCUCUGAUGGUCCAGGUGAGCGGUGGGCAGCUCAUCACAUCAUCAGGACAACCCAUAAUGGUGCAGGCCAUGUCAGGGGGUCAGGGCCAGACCAUAAUGCAGGUCCCUGUGUCUGGAGCCCAGGGACUACAGCAGAUUCAGCUGGUGCAGCCAGGUCAGAUCCAGCUACAAGGCGGCCAGACUCUUCAGCUCCAGGGCCAGCAGGGUCAGCCCCAACAGAUCAUCAUCCAGCAGCCCCAGACCGCCAUCACUGCUGGACAGAACCAGGGGCAGCAGAUCAGCGUGCAGGGCCAACAGGUUGCACAAACAGCUGACGGACAGACCAUUGUUUACCAGCCUGUCAAUGCAGAUGGCACCGUCCUGCAGCAAGGAAUGAUUACAAUUCCAGCUGCCAGCUUGGCAGGUGCCCAGAUUGUACAGGCAGGGGGUGCCAACACCAACACCACUAACAGCGGCCAAGGCACUGUGACCGUCACCCUGCCCGUCUCCGGUAACAUGGUCAAUGCAGGUGGAAUGGUCAUGAUGGUACCUGGAGGUGGUGGAGUUUCUACAAUGCAGCGUAUCCCUCUCCCAGGGGCUGAGAUGCUUGAGGAGGAACCUCUGUAUGUUAAUGCCAAACAGUACCAUCGCAUCCUAAAGCGGAGACAGGCCCGGGCUAAGCUGGAGGCUGAAGGCAAGAUUCCCAAAGAAAGAAGGAAAUACCUGCACGAGUCCCGCCACCGUCAUGCUAUGCAGCGUAAACGAGGAGACGGAGGACGUUUCUUUUCACCUAAAGACAAAGAGGAAAUGGCUUUGGCUCUGGCACAGCAACAGCAGGAAGCAGCCCAGGCAGCAGCAGAUGAAACGGUGGCUCAGAUGAUCAGAGUCUCAUAGCACUGUAGCCAACAUCACCUCUUUCAGCCUGAGACUCAUCAUCCUUUUUUACCCAUCUACCAAACCUCCUUUCAACCAUCUUACACCAAACUACAGCACUGCCACUUGGGUACCUUUUGUCUUCUUCUCGCUCUUGUGCUGGUCUUCCAGGGAGCUGGCCACAUUGCAGCUGAGGCUGUGGACCUUUUUUAGGUCGUCCUUCCUGAAGUGGCAGAUGCUUCCAACUCAUCUUAACUGGUCAAGCACGUAAGACUAGAGUUUUAUCCUCAUAAAACAAAAGGAUUUGUUUGGACAUUAAGGACACAUUCAUUUUUGUAACCCGGCCUAGUCAAGCAGAGGAGGCUGUGAAGCCAUUCUUUCAGAUCCUGAGCUGUUUGAAAGAUGAAUAUUUGUCACCAGUGGAUUCUUGUUGCUUUGAAUAUUUUUUUUUUGUAAAUGGUACAUAAUUAUUUUAAGGGACAUUAAUUGAGUGUUGAUGCUACACUUGUGUCCUAAUCUUUUUAAGUCAUGCCUUGUGUUUUGACAUUUCAUCUUUUCUACUUGUGUACUGGGGGGGACAGAUUUAACAUCAAAUCCAGUGAACAAAAACUGAAAUGUGAAACCAAUGUGAAAAUAUUGUACAGAAAGUCUUUUCUUCCCCAACGUGUACUUAGUAUUAUGCUCAAUUCUGUGGAUGCGUUUUUAUAAUAUUCUGUGGUUAGAAAUAGUGUUUGUUGGAAAAAAUAACUUGAUGUGGCUUCAUAUUACACAUUCUAUUCAUGUAGGCAUUACUUCAUCAGUGAGUCCGCAUAAGUGUUUAUUUCAUCGUAGUUACUAGGUUUUUUUUACCCACCAGAUGCAGUUAUGUAAUCUUUUUUUUUUCUACGAUGAAAAAAGAGGACAUUUGAAUCAUCAAACAUGUCAAUUAAAUUUGUAUGUGAUUGAAGGUUA